GAUCCGCCCCGCCUCCGGAUCGCGCACAUGAACGCGCAUUUUCCUCCGCUAGCUCAAAUACUGCAGGCAGGACGCAGGCCGCCUACCAUUAGGACCCAGGCAACGGAGAACGGGACGGGCUGAUCCACCUUGCAGGAUCCAGCUACAGGACGUAACACGGUCACGUGGAAUCCACAAACGGCCCCCCGCUGCAUCUUGGAUAACAUGAAGAGAAAGACGGUUCCUGUCGCCAGCUCCACCCUAAGACGGAGGGGCCGUCAAGAUGUUGAAAGAAGACUGGAACAAAUUAGGGAGGACUGUACAUUUUUAGGUAAAUACUUGCAGGGAAGGCAAAGGACAAAUAACUAUAUUUCUUCCGACACGUCCGAUCAAGAGUCUGAAGUAGAGGCAAUUCCUAUAAAGAGCGAGCCAAUGCCUGUACAUUUCUUUGAGGACUCUGAUGAUGAAAAGGAGGAGGAAAAUCUCCGUAAAAGAGCCAGAGGUACAACCACUAGGGGGACAGUUGUCCCUUCAACUGUUGCCGCUCCUCUCUCCCGUUCUCCGUCACCUGUGCAAUAUGAAAGUGGACGACCAGCAGCAGAAACACCGUCUACAAGCAGCCAUUUCGGACUCUCUUCCCAAUGGGGAUUGCCUGGAUUAGACCGCUUUCCCUGCUGUGCGGCUCAAAUUCAUAUGCUGGGUUUAAUGGAGAACAUCAAACAGCAGCUAGAUCAAGUGAAACAGCAGCAGGACCAAUUGCUGGCAAGAUUUGACAAUCUUCUUCACAAUAAGCAACAGACAACUGUCCCUGAAGUUGAAUUGAGUGAAGUCCCGGUUCAGUUUCCCCUGAGCACCGUGGAGGAAGUGGAUCUUUUUGAGGCACGGCUCAGUGAUCCCCCCGACUUUCGACUGCAGAAGAGUGUGAUUUCCUCCCUGGCAACCAUCGGAGGGCGUGACUCAAAACGGGUUACGUGGAACAUCCUCGCCCGCAUGUUCAGUGACGAUGUUGGGAAGAGCAUCAACUGGAAAGGGGUGAAUGGCAAAAGGGCUUUUAGCCAGAUGACAUCAAAGACGCUGCUCCUGCAUGCCGUCAGAGAACAACUUGACCCGCGACGCCACGGACGAUAACAUUCUCAAACAUGCAAUUCGGUGGUUCAACCUGGCAGCUGACCGGGGUAGCUCCAGGAGGCGUGCCACUCUCAACCCGCCACUCACUGACCAAAAAUAAGUGUGUGUGUGUGUGUGUGUGUGUGUGUGUGUGUGUGUGUGUGUGUGUGUGUGUG
Messenger RNA from Pungitius pungitius (ninespine stickleback), 1262 nucleotides. RefSeq lists its product as uncharacterized. Bases 205 to 1107 code for a protein of 300 amino acids. NCBI's taxonomy places the organism in Eukaryota, Metazoa, Chordata, Actinopteri, Perciformes, Gasterosteidae. The transcript has 7 exons. The record is from RefSeq and is a predicted model, not a curated record.